Messenger RNA from Staurois parvus, 363 nucleotides. The record is from the annotation of a GenBank genome assembly. NCBI's taxonomy places the organism in Eukaryota, Metazoa, Chordata, Amphibia, Anura, Ranidae.
AUACAGACUGCUUCUACAAAUAUUUGUGAAAGAAUGGGUCGCUCUCAGGAGUUUACUGAAUUCAAGCGUGGUACUGUGAUAGGUUGCCACCUGUGCAAUAAGUCCAUCCAUGAAAUUUCCUUGCUACUAAAUAUUCCACGGUCAACUGUUAGUGGUAUUAUUAUAACAAAGUGGAAGCAAGUGGGAACAACAGCAACUCAGCUACGAAGUGAACGGGGUCAGUGCAUGCUGAAGUGCACAUUAUGCAGAAGUCACCAACUGUCUGAAGAGUCAACAGUUAAAGACCUCCAAACUUCGUGUGGCCUUCAGAUUAGCAAAACAACAGUGCAUAGAGAGCUUCAUGGAAUGGGUUUCCAUGGUUGA